Molecule: messenger RNA, 3995 nt
Organism: Papaver somniferum (opium poppy)
Lineage: Eukaryota; Viridiplantae; Streptophyta; Magnoliopsida; Ranunculales; Papaveraceae
Product: trichohyalin-like
Exons: 5
Coding region: 2588-3784 (398 amino acids)
Source: RefSeq, a predicted model, not a curated record
CCUUGGUUGCAUUUUCGGAGCAAAAUGGGUUGAUGUAUUCCUUCCAGGUAACUUCCUGCCGGCUCAGCCUUCAGAGAUUCGUCGGUUAUUCUUUCUCCACCGCGGUUUUCAGCCUCUAAAACCCUAGAGCUGAAUUUGUAAUUGGCUUAGCUAGAUCUUUGUUUCUUCUUCAACAAAAGAAGAAUUUGAUGGGAAAUCUGGACAGUCUCCCAGUAGAGAUUAUUCUGAAAAUUCUCAAGGGUUUCGACAUUGAUUCAGUUAUUCAAUACAGAUUAGUUUCAAGAACCUCUGAACCUGGAAUUAUCCUGUUUAUCAUCGUUUUCUCGAUUAUCUCAGAGAAACACAACUGGAGUCGGAGCAGAAGCUGAAAGAAAUUAAAUCUCAUUUACGCAAAUCAAUUUACUUCAAAAAACCUAAGAAUCCGGAAAGCUCCUACAUCUUAAAAAGAUAACAGAUGCAGAUCUAAGACGUUAUUUGAAUCUGCUAAACAGGAAGGAGACAGUUGGUAGUAAAGUUGGAAUGUUGAAACGGUUACGCCAAAGGAGGCAAUACGUACUCCAGGAGCUACGGGAACGCUUGCGAUUUCCUUAUUAACAUUAGUGUGCUAUCUUUUAGGUUAGGCCUGGCAUAAAUUAUGUUGCUUCAGACACUAAUUGCAAACAAAGGGGGGAUAGAGGGCACAUACCAUCUGGUAAGUGGUAACUAAGAACCUUAACUCACAAAAGGAGGACUCCAGUCAGGUGCGGGAAAAUGCUACACAGUUUCGGAUCUUAUGUCAUGUGACAACAAGUUCACCUGCAUAGCAAAAGAAAUUGAGAGCCCUUGGCUUGCUGUGCUAGUCAAGUCAGUGGGGUGUUGGUCAGGAUCUAAAGGUAACUGGGGGGGAUGAAUUCUCCACUCCUUCAGAUCCGCCAUUAUCAUCAUCCAACUCAAGAAUGAUUACAUGAUAAAAAUCAUCCCACCAGUUUCACUUUUCCUUUCUAAACAUUUUAUUUUCACAUAAAUGUAUGACAAUUUGGUGGUUUCAUAAUUAGGAAUAACUUUGGUUGAAGUGAAUAAGUUAGGGAGUUUUGUGUGCAAGUGUUAGAUAAUGCGUGUUAUAAAUGUGUUAUAUUUAGAGCAUAAUGUUACACCAAUACUGGUUAAAUAAUUCAACUUCCAGGUCAAGAUUCAAUUUUGCGCAAUUGUCAAUCCAUUUUCAGUAACAAGCCAACCUAAACCUAUGGGAAGGUUGCCACCAAUUAAUGAAUCCUCCCACUUUUAUUAUGUAAGGACACUUAACACGAGUAUCCAAAUUUGCUAAUGCUGAAUCAUACUUAAGUUGCAGGGAUUCCAGUUGUUUGUCGGCCACUGUUCACAAAUGGAUCAUCUGUUCAAGCUAUGGCAGGAGUGCUUGAAGACCACUUGAGCCAAAUCUUCAGAUGCAAAUAUUUUGCUAGAAGGAACACUUACAAGAUUGCACCAUCUGAUAUUCAACGAAUCUGGAUACAGUCAAUUUGAAUUUCGAACUAUACCUCUUUGUACAUUUACAUUUUAGAACUCUAUGACCAUUAAGAUCAUAUUACUCUUUAGAGCAAAUACAUGAACAAACUCAAUGUCUUCCUUUCGGAAGUAUGGAGCAAUUCUCUGAUCCUGUUAAUCUGAUUUUUCAGUUGCCAAGGGAAGUCGGGGCUAUUUUUCUUCAGAAUGUUUAUUACUCCCAGAGCAUCACUUGCCACAAUGAUAUUAGUGAACCCCUCCAUCUUCUACAGCUAGCUCCAAAGCAAUGAGUGCUCAGCAGGCUUCAGCUUCUAAAGGAAUUCCGAAAGUGAAAGCUUCAGUUUUACAGCCUCUGAAAGGCCUAUUGUUAUCUCUAGCAACAGCUGAACAUGCGAAGCCAUUUGGUCCCCCAGCAUACUCUAGCAUCUUUUAUAACAUAAACUUGCACCAUUGGUGCGGUCCGCUAUUUCUCUAGCAUGUAUUUGAAAAUGAACCUGUUUGUUGUUUACUAGCGUAAUUUAUUUUUUCAAACGGCGUCCAGCAUGGCCAGUUGUUGCCAAGGGAAGUCAGGGCCAGUAGUUCUGCCUGCUUAGACAAACAACUAUCCUCAUUGCCCCUAUGAGCCUUUGUAGUUCCCUGUUACAAAGUAAACACCCCAGACCUGCCUUCAGUUGGGAACUAUGACCUACGGAAGGACCUCACGGUUUUUGGGUUGCUCUGUACCACUUGACUUCAAUUUUGUCCUUGUCAUCUAGGUGAAUAAUAAGUGGUGUGCAACUGCAAAGUGAAAACACCCACCAAAACUCCAAAAGCAGCAUCUUUCCUAAUUCCUAACAUUCUUCUCAAAAAUUCUCAAAGAAAAUUCAAAAAAAGCAAAUAAAAAUGGAAGUCUUAGCUAGCAAUGCGUCAUUGGAUGGAAUAGCCCAUUUGAGGAAGUAAACGGUCAAUUUUAAUUACCCAUCGGCUUUCCACUUUCCACCAAGGGUAUUUACUUCUUACUUUUUACUCUCUCUCUUUCUUUAAAACCCUUUUUUUUUAUAAAGAAAAAUAGCUUUCAGAGCUCGCAGAGUUUCUUGUUAAUGGAGAUUUAAUAAAUCAAAGAAGAAAGAUGGAUUGGAAGACGAAGAUUGUGUUACCACCAAACUAUGUAAGUCUGAGGCAUUUAAAAGAGUUGAGAGAGAAGGAGAAAGCUGAGUUAGAACUCAAAAUCAGAGAGGAGGCUGAAGCUGAAUACAGGUUUAGGCUUGAAGAAGAGGAGAGACUGAGGAAAUUGAAAGAAGAUGAAGAGGAGAGAUUGAAGAAAUUGAAAGAUGAUGAAGAGAAGAGGCAGAAGGAGGAAGAGGAAAAGAUGAAGAGAGAAAGGGAAGAAGAAGAUAGAUUGAGAAGAGAGAUUAUUAGAAGAGAUCAGAUUCUCAGAACUAGAACACUUCUCUGUGGUGAACCUUCUAGAACAAGAAGAAAUGGUUUCAAGAAAUAUGCUGCUGCUGAUGAUGAUGAUGAUGAUGGUGUUAAUCAAGUGAUUGGUGAUAGACAAGAAGAAGAGAUCAAAAAAGAGAUUGUUGCUGAAGUAGCAGAAAUCAAGGAUGAACAUCUGGAAAAGGAGGGGAAGAAAAAAAAUAGGAGAUGGGGAAAGGGAAAGAAGAAAUAUCCUGAUGAUGAUGAUGAUCAAGUGAUUGGUGAUAAACAAGAACAAGAGAUUGUUGCUGAAUCCAAAGAGGAUGAAAAUCUGGAAGAGGGGAAGAAAAAGAAAAAGAAGUGGGGAAAGAAGAAGAAGAAGAAGGAUUAUGAGAAAGAAACCCUAGAAUUGGAAUCUCAAACCCUAGAAUCAGAGACCAAAUCAAUUGAAAUUGAAAAAGAAAAUACAAAGCCCAGUGGAUCCAGGACUAGAAGGCAAAGAAAUUUUGAGGCUAAAGGGAUUGCUGAUAAGAAGAUUGAGAUGAAUCAAAAAGUGGUGGAGGGGGAAAUUGAGAGAAAAAUUGGGGAUCUUAAUGUUAAUAGUGUUGAUGAAGAAAAAUUAAUUCCUCCUGAUACAAAACCCAGUGGAUUCAAGACUAGAAGGCAAAGAAAAUUAGAGGUUGGUGAUAAGAAGUUUGAGAUGAAUCAAAAAGUGGAGGAGGAAAUUGAGAAACGAAUUGGGGAUGUGAAUGUUAAUAAUAGGAAGAUGAAAUCAAAGGCUGAGAAACAAACUGGAGUGAAAGAUGGUGACAAAUUUAGGAUUCAGAAUAUCCAGAAGCAUGGAAGAUACGUUAAUAAUCCUAGAAAUGCUUCUUGUUCUUCUUAUGUUUGGUUGCCAAAAGAGAUGUAGAUGAUGAAUAAUUAGUAUUACCCCAAGGAAGAAGAUGUAAUUGGUGUUUAUUUGUUGAAAUUUUAGCCCUAAAAAUGAAUUACUUGUAAAGGAUGAUGAUGGAACAAUCUGAUUAGACAGACAUUUUGGCUAGUAGUACUAGUAUCUUUAACUUCGAUUUGGAUAUGUAAUUAGAAAUGAUUAAGGAAUCAAUUGUGUCAUUUUUCUUUUA